GCCAACGCCGCUUCUGAAGCUUCGCGCCUGCGCGGCACCGCCCGAAGCCACGCCCCGCGCCGCGCGCACCCGGAAGUCGGGGCGGAAAGCUUGCGUCAUCGGCGAACGCCGCGGUCCGAGCCGGAGGCGAUGGAGGUAGGGCAUCCAGCCUGGACGGUACGCGUCUGGGCUGUGGGGAGCCGUGCGCUGGGGCCCGGUCCCCGCGGCCGCCGUGACCAUCCCUCGGACGCCUGCAGCCAGGCGAGGCGGCAUCUGCUCGCCGGGUGCGCGGCCGGCGUCCUGGCCUUGUCGCCGUCCGGGACCCCCGAGAGUCCGGCCGGCUGCGCUGCAGUGGCGUCUGGCUAGCAGCCGGGCCUGGAGCGGGAGGUGCUUCCCUGAGCCGCCUGCGUCUAGGCUCCCGGAAGCCCUACUCGGUGAUUAUGGGCCAGCGACGGUACUUCAUCCGGGGACAAAGAGAUGCUCCAUAUUCUGUCCUGGAAUUACUUUUUCUGGGUUGAAUACUUGGCUCAGCGGUUAAGAACACUGUUCUUGCGGAGGACCCGGGUUCAAUCCCUGGCACCCACAUGGCGACUAACAACCGUGGGAAACUCGUUCCGGGGAAUCCGACGCCCUCGUCUGACCUCCGUGGGCAUUGCAUGACACGGAUUUUAAUAGGGGAUCCCAUUACCACAUGCCUUUCUCCUGUAGUGCAUGACAUGAUUUGUAACCUUGGGUUUGAACUCAGAGAAAAGUGUGAUAUCAAUAGCAUUGUGACUCAGAAUGGUGAAGUAUGCUGGAAAACAAUCACAGAUUGUGUGAGCUAUACAGAAUCAGGUCAGAGCCUGGAUUACUGGGAAAGUAUACAGCAGUUAGGCCCUGUCUGUGAAGCCGUCCAUCUGUAUAUCUUAUCUCUGACCAGGGAGCAGCUUGAAAUUCAGUAUGCGCCGUGGUUCCAGUGGACAAGUUUUCCAGAGCUGCUUCCUGAAAUCUUUGCUGCCUUGGAAAGCCUACACUUGCCUUCCAUCGCCCUUGGCAUGAUGAAACUGGCCUCAUGUCUGGAACGAGCCUUAGGCGAUGUAUUUUUACUGAUUGGGAAGGAGUGCCCCUUUCUUCUCAGAGACCUCCUUGCAUCUGCAGAGCUUGCUCAAGUCUUUGGGCGUCCUGUGAUGGACGUUCUGAAAAUCUUCAUUGGCUCUCCGUGUGGACUCAAUCUUCGCAACGUCUUGUGGCAUGGCUUUGCAUCCCCUCAGGACAUCCCUCCCAAAUACUGUUCAUCCAUGUUGGUGUUGACAGCAGGAUUGGGUCAGUUACUGAAGAGCUACCUUCACCAAAUGAAAGUCACAUUGGCACAUCGACCUUUGAUCACUCUUACAAACUUAGAGGAUUUGAUUGUUUUUCCUGCUGUUACAAAUGAGGUACUUUCUCUAGUAGAGAACGUGAUGAAGAAAUCUGCCAUGAUUUUGAAAAUCAUGUUACCAUACUGGGAACUGGCAGUGGUCAAAUUCAAGGUACACAGGUUUGCUGACUGUACAAUACUGUUGCUGUCACAGCUGGAGACUGGACUCAGGAGAGUGUUUACUGCAGUUAACAAAUGUCCAGAUAGACUCCUCACUGCUGAGUCAGCAACUCCUUAUACCACCUUUGAUGAAAUACUGGCAAAACACUUGAAUGAUGGCAGCAUCAACCAGGUUCCUCUUGUCCUCGGAGAACCUGCCAUGGAAUUCCUAUGGGAUUUCCUGAACCAUCAGGAAGGUCCCCGGAUACGUGAUCGUUUAAGCCAUGGGGAGGUCAAUUUAUGUGAAUUUCCGGAAGAUGCAGCAAGCCAACUCCUGGCUUUCUCCCUGGUGCUUUUGCUCAGAUUCACCGAGGAGGAGGUGCUGUCAGAGCUGAAGGAGGAAGCAGUAGUGCAGUUGUUGGUUAGCCUUGUUAAUGGCUACAGGUCCCGCUGCCACCCAGCUUUCCAGCUUCAAAAGCAGGUGUUGAGCUGUGAAAAAAGUCUCAGGAUGUGGCCUGUACUGCCUUUGCCAGAAGAGUCAUGUCAGGAAGCAGCCAGAUUGGAAGGUACUUCUGAAACACGUGCCUGUGACUCUUUAAUUAGCAAGAUUCUGUGUGAGCUCUGUCACCAUGUGCCUGGGAGUUGCUGUGCUGUCAGCAGAUUGGAUGGUCUUCCCUCAGAGAGGUGGCCCUGGCUGCUCAGUGAGCUCUGCAGCACACACAUUCCCACCCUGUUCUGCCCCAGAAUCAUUCUGGAAGUGCUGGUUGUCCUCCGAGGCAUAAGCUCCCAGUGCCAGCGGACAUCUGACCAGAUCGUUGCCUCUUUGCAGUUGAAGCACAGGCAGUGGGUAGAGCGGAAGCUGCACUCUCGCCAGCGGCAGAACUAUCUGCGCAUGCUCAGCAGUGUUAGACUUCUGUCUCCUGUGCUUUACCUGAUUUUGUUCCUCAUUGUACUGGAAUUAGUCAACAUUCAUGUUGUCUGUGGAAAAAGUGCUCAGGAAUAUCAGCAGUAUCUAAAGUUCUUAAAGUCAGUCUUAAAAUACACUGAGAACCUUGUGGCCUGCACCAGCCUGGAGAAGAACAAGUGGAAUGAAAGCAUCAGUCUUACACAUGGAGUUUUACUGAAAAUUUGGACUUUUGGUGAGAAGAAACAAAUGUUAAUACAGUUAGCCAGAAAUGCACAAGUUAAAUAACAUGAAAAUGCAAGUCAGGAUGCUUCUGGUUGUAGGAGAAAACACAAAUAGACUUCAACUGCAAAGCUGGGAUGGGUUCCAGAGCCGUUCUGAUCAGGACUCAAGUUGUGCUUCUCUGCAGCUUUCUGGCUUGCUAUCAGUGUGACCCUGAAGCUGGUCUUGGUGGCUGCAGCAGGCUUGGUUCCAUGUCCUCAUAAUGUACAUUGGAGGAUGUGUCAGUGCUUUGCUCCUAGUUGUCACCCGGAAACACAUGGCUUUGCUCUUGGUAGCUGCACAACUGUUCUUAACAGCAGUCCUUGUAGCUAGAGUCCAGCUGUGGGGGCAUGGAGGUCAAACUUAUUUGGAUGUGUGGACUAGUUACAGCUAUCCCUGGAGGCAGGAUAUCCCUGUGUGUAUCCUGUGGGUGAGCAUUGAACAGCAGCAGCCUAGAAGAUGGAGGUCACAAAUCGGGGAUGGGCCACAUGCCUUUAGUCAGCAUUGUCAGAAUUAAUUUUUCAACAUAGAGGCUGAGUGCAGCCCCCUGAAGAGUUGAAGGAGAGGAAAUCACUGAGUCCCGAGAGUUGAAAAGCCAUUUGUUGUCUGGGGAUCUGGGAAGACAGUCAACCAUAUUUGGCAGCAGCAAAGCUGGGGGCACUGAUGGACUCUAGGGAAACUGUGCUGCCUGCGUGUGUGUAUGCACUUAGCCAUACUGGCCUCAGUGGGUCAUAAUUUCUCAUUCCCACCUUCCAAGCCUUGUCUGGGUAUGGCCUGCAGCCACUCAAGGAAGAACUUUCUAUGACACAUACUGGGCUAUAGAGGAGACUUUGGGGGUGCUGUGGGGCAGCAGCACAUUCUGUCUGUCCCUUUGUGAUUCUACUCCCUCAUGAAGUCGACUUCUGGAUAAAAGAGUGAAAAUAUCAAGUACUGGGUAGUGUGGCAAUUUAGCCUGUGAUCAAUGGUUAUUUGUCCUCAUGGGAAGUGGAAGAAAGAACCGGUGGCAGAUAUAAUGUCAUCAGAACAUGGACACAACACCAGAGCUGCUGGACCUGGCAGGGAGUGAUACUUGAAAGUCUUUUCCCAUUACCCAGUCCUUGUUCUUUACCUCAGCACACCUCCUUGGGGGUGGUUCUUUGCUGGUAGGGUAACUCAGCCCUGUUCCUCAGGCCAUUGUUUGGGACCGUAAGUCUCCAUUGACUUAUUGCAGAACAUGGAAAUAAGUUUCCCCUGAGCGUACCUUGGGUUCUGGACAUGCUGAUUUCCCUUGUUCAAUGUUAGCUGCCCUUCUCCAGGGUAGCUGGGGUAGUCAUUGAGGCAGUUCUGACACUCCCUUUGUCUGUUACCUCACUGAUGUGUGCUCUCUGUCAGCCUAUAGAACAGUGGCACAUAAUUGUAUGCCUUUGAGGGUCUGUUCUGGAAGGAGCAUAUCCAGGACUGUUCUCAUUAGAGGUUCCCACUUAAACUUUUCCUGCUUUCCCAACCUGUGAGCUCUGACUGUGGCAAAACCACAUGUUGACUGUGGCAUAGAACACACGUUGCUUCCUGGUGGACACACAGCAGCUCACUCCAUGAGGCCUUGUCCUUCCUGCACCACAGCUGGGCUCUAUGAGGCUCUUUACCAAGUUCUCCAACUGGCUCUUUGAAGUAGUGGAGCACAUACUGAGAUCAACAGCCCAUAGACCACAUUGCUGACCCCUGAAAUGGGCCACUGGGAAGCUGUGCUGUGAGCUGUGCAUGCUUGAGGCUGUCAGCAAAGCCUGUGGACUCAUUAACCCUUCCAUGUGGGAGGCUGGCAUGGCCAGCGGCUGCCUAUACUUCCCAAUGCCUUUUUCAUUCUAGAAAGCAUAUUAGUCUGUUUUCAGUAGAUUGGUAGGUAGCAGAAACCAUCACUGGGCCAGCCUUGGAAUUAGAGCCCCUGUAGAUUAAACCACGUUUGGAUCUCUUCCCUGUCACCACAGCCAGUGUGAACCCAUUGGACAAGGAGAGUUAGGGUGAUCAGAGGAAAACUGCAGUCUGACCUGAUUACUGAGGGCAUGCUCAGCUGUGCCAGCCUUGAGCACCUGUGUGGGAGCACAGGCGUCUCCCACCUAGGUUCACAGUCCAUGUCACUUACAGUCCGUUUCCAGUCUUGGUCUUUCUAGACGCCAACCUUCCAGCCAAAUUUACCUGCGAUUCACUUCCAUGCCCCCGGCUUCUUCCAGGCAGAAUGACUGACUGGGUUUACUUGGUGGACAGGGCCCCUCACCGUUGCUCUAAAUUAGUCACAUGAGUGAGCUGAACUGCUACAGCCUUCAUCUUUGGUGGUGCCAGCAUCGUCUGCAGAAAUCAGAUCUAACUUUUACUUCAGGUAGAUGGUCACAGACUCCUCAGGCUGUAGGUGUGGCAUGAGGGUGUCAGAGAAGCAGUGUGGAUGCUAUGAUGACUGCACUGUCUGCUUUUAUCAUGUGCCUUCAGAACACUGAAUGAGAGUGUCCCCGUAAGCUCCAAGUAUUUGGACAUUUUGUCCCCAGUUGGUGGCGCUGGUUUGGGAGGUUUUAGGUGUGGCCAUGAUGAAGGAAGCAGGUCGCUGGAGGUGGGCUUUGAGAGUUCUUAAGUCUUGCCAGAUUUUCCAGUGAAUCUGGUUCUUGUGUCCGCUUGAAGAUGCGAAGGCUCGGCUUUUUGUUUGGCCACCUCUACCUCCGUGCCUCCCCUGCUGUUCUGGACUCUAACCCUUUGAACCAUAAACCAAAUAAACUCUUCCUUCUAUAA
Molecule: messenger RNA, 5390 nt
Organism: Nannospalax galili (Upper Galilee mountains blind mole rat)
Lineage: Eukaryota; Metazoa; Chordata; Mammalia; Rodentia; Spalacidae
Gene: Ermard
Product: ER membrane associated RNA degradation
Exons: 19
Coding region: 564-2666 (700 amino acids)
Source: RefSeq, a predicted model, not a curated record